Messenger RNA from Trichomonas vaginalis G3, 723 nucleotides. RefSeq lists its product as uncharacterized. NCBI's taxonomy places the organism in Eukaryota, Parabasalia, Trichomonadida, Trichomonadidae. The transcript has a single exon. The coding region runs from base 1 to 723 and encodes 240 amino acids. The record is from RefSeq and is a predicted model, not a curated record.
AUGGACCCAUUUCUCCGUACACAGUGUUUAAAUAUAUUUGAAGAUGAGCUCAAAACGCCACUUGGAUGUGCGGUUAUUGAAAGUUUGAAAUCGUACGGGGAAAAUGUCUAUAUGGCCUUUCCAAUCGAAAAAUUGCGCCAAAAUCUUGAAAAAAAUGUUUAUAACUCAGUUGAUUCAUUUGCAUCUGAUAUAAAAAACUCAGUUAAAAACUCGACAAGGCUUUUUGGUGCAGAAACGGAAGAAUCUCUUGGACUCCAAACAAUCUGUCAUAAUAUACUUCAAAAUUUAUCUCAUCUAUCUAACUCUGGUAGCGGAAGUAUACUUGAUUCACUCGAAAAAAUAUCAUUAAUUCUUGAAGGUGUCCUAUCAGACAUUUCAGACUCACAUGAAGAGUUUAUUAACAAAAUACAUACGAAAAUGGCAAAGCCUACCAUACGCCGUGAUAAUACAAAUGUAGAUAUUUCAAUUUUCGCUGAAAAUGAAAUAGAUUUAUCAGAAUUACACGAAAUACUCAAAAAUCCACCCACUGAUAAAGCAAUUGUUGAUAUAGUUGAUAUAUUAAUGCACUAUGAGCUUAAUUAUUCUUCGAAAGAUGAUGAAUUAACGAUAGAUUUGAGUAAUUGCGAGCCAUACACCGUCGCCUUACUCAAAAAAUACGUACAAGAAAAUUCCCUUACACCAGAUCCUACUGAUGUUAAGAAAGAAAACAAGAGCUCUGAAUAG